Molecule: messenger RNA, 4042 nt
Organism: Linum trigynum
Lineage: Eukaryota; Viridiplantae; Streptophyta; Magnoliopsida; Malpighiales; Linaceae
Source: the annotation of a GenBank genome assembly
AUUGACCCAAAUAGUUUAAGGAAUAAAAUUGAGUUAUUUAUGUUCGGGGGAUUGUCACGCGUGGCAAAAAAGAGUAAGGCUGUGACUGUGACAGGAUUGACUGGACGAACUGCCAGUUUGUAUUUUUCAAUUACAUCGAGAUCAUUAGAACUUUCUCGUAUACAGAGACUUAUGUCGUCAUCUCUAUGAUUUUGUAAGGGGCGGUUAAAAUAUCUUUAUUCCGUACAUAUUUAUGACUGAAUUUUGAAAUAAAUAAUGUGGGCUCUUACCAUGAAAACGGCUGCAUGCGCAGCAACACCAACUAUGAUGCAGGGUUUUUGUAUUGUAGAUUAACCUCAUUCCAAUAGUACCAAUAGACAAGCAUGGAGAAAAACGAUUUUCUCAAUUCGAAUUUGAUUCUUUUUUUAAUGUACAAUAAAAAAGAAUAGAGAGUUCCAUCCUGAGCCAGGAUGAACGAUGACUUCAUUUCUUACAAUUUAUUGAAACAAAAAGAGUCUAGGACUUUGAAGAGGCUCGCAGGACCUCCCCUAUAGUAUCUUCACCGCAAUAGAGUUUAGCCUAAGGAAUGUGAAACAUUUAUCCUAUUCCAUCAAUCCCAUUUUCAUUCACCCUCUUCGUCCGGGGGGCCAUUGGAGAGAUCGAGCUUCAAUAAACAAUGAAUGGUCUUCCAUGAUCAACUGUUGGCACUAGUCUUACAUUUUGUCUAUGUGGACUGAGGAAAAAUGUAGUAAUUAACGAUUAUGCAAUUUAAACAAUAUUGAAUUCACAGAUCCACAUAGCCCUACCCCUCUAGUGGUAUUUUAUUGAUAGGUUCUAUAGGAACGUCAUCGGUGCCAAUCCAAUAAGAGGCUUUUGGCCUUGUUUUCAUAGAAAUAUCUCGUAUGUGUAGUACGUUGGUAAUCGUAUUCAUAUCAAUCGAACAUACUUAAAUAAGAAUGAAAGUUUUAUAUAAAACCUAAACAAGCUAUCUAGCCCAUACACUCACACAGAAACAUCAUAAUUAGGUACGGACAUGAAAUCAUGGAAACGAAAAUGAUUCAUAGAAGGAAAGGCGUUGGAAGUGAAGAAAGAGUAAUGAUAAUUUGCAUUAUGGUGUGUCUUAAAGGAGAUGUUGAAACCCAGCAUCCAUGCCCUAUUAUCGGGAAAGCAGAAAUGUAGAGGUAGUUGGCAUAAGAUUUAUUAUUGUAAUUCUUCUAAUUAUUUAAGUUAUUGCGAUCAAACAAUUUAUGAUAUGGUAUAAGACCGGACUUAUUCAAGUGUUUAUAUGUUCAAAUCUCCACGACUUACUAAUAUUAAUUAACAAUUGAUCUAAAAACAAGGUAUAUUGGGCUUGUGUAAACUUCAAACCUAUAUGAGUUAUAAUGACAUUAUAUCAAAGUUGGUUUCAUUAUGAGGUCACGUAUUCAAAUAAUCGCUACACCCAAUAUUAAUCGUUGUUUUAAAAUACAUUACAUGGCGAGUGAGUGCAAAUUUCAUACCCACUUGUUUACUUUCAAUUGAUGGGGCUCGAACACGUUGCAUGGCGGUUGAUUGCAAACUUCAUGCCCAUUGCCCACUGGUUUACUUACAUGGCAGGAGAGUGUAAAUUUGAUGCCCAGUAUCCCCAAUAUUAAUCGUUGUUUUAAAGUACAUUACAUGGUGGGUGAAUGCAACUUCAUGCCCACUAGUUUACUUUCGUUUGAGGGGACGUGUAAGGAAGUUGUUAAGAUCCAUAAAUGAACAUCUUCCAACAACUCAAGUUAUUAUGACCAUUUGGUUUAUUACAUGGUAUUGUAACUUAUGAAUACCACGAGAUAUUGUGUUUGAAUCUCGACGACCCCUAUUUUUUUAUAAGAACCUUGGGGGACUUAUUAAUUAGGUAAGAUGGCUACAUUAUCCCGCUUUAGCUGAUCAAUCAAAAAAAUGAUUAACAUUAUCCUUUCCGGAGAAUUAUUACGAUGGCUACAUUAUCCCACACGCAUCGUUCAUUCCAUCUUGUUUGAAUCUCGGCGACCCAUAUUCCUUAAACACAUGGUAUUUGGAUACAUGCACAAACUUAAAUUCCUAAUGAGUGGUUUUUCAUUUGAAAGAGCGGGUUAAUUAGUAAAUAAUAUAAUAUUCAUAAUUAAAGCUCUUCCAACAACUCGAAUUAAUGACCAAAUAGUUCUUGGCAUAGUAUCGAAACCUUCAAUGAACCUCUCUUACCAAUUCAAAAUUAUACAAAAUGAGACAAUUCAAAUUGCCACAUCCCUAUUGUUACAUCCUCAUUUUAUGUUACCAAAUGCGACUAUUUUGCCGAAUUGCUUUUUUUUUUUUUAAGAAUUUUGCAGAAUUGCUUUAUUUUGCCACAAUUGAGACAAAUAGCUUAAUCCGAUUCCAUCCCCCAAACAACCCGUUAGUUGUGAUUGAUGGCUUAGAUAAUUUUCAUUUUACUAUGAUAGGCUAGUUAUUUUACAUGUGAUCGAUAUUUACAUUUUAGAGUUUUUUAACAUCAUAAAUUCGAAAUCUAUUUCAAUAUGUCAAGAAAUCAACAUGCUUUUAGUUUCGUUAGACAACGGCCUAGUUAGUUGAAUAGAUUGAACUAAGUGUCUACUUAAGUUUGUUAUUAAGCUACUAUUAGUCAAACUAAACCCUCAAACAAUGGUGAUUUCUCGUGACCUGUUCCUUCUUUCUCAUGUUCGUCAUUAAAAUUAGUACAUAAGACACCUCCUACGUAAAAUUUUACAUACUCCUUUAUGGGACGAGAUACGGUGACAACCCCUAAAGGGUUGUAAGAUUGACAACCAAGGGUAUUUUGGGUAUGAAAAAAGGAAUAUAUUAAUUACCUUUUUGUAUUAAUCAAAUUGGGAAUUAAAAACCCAUAUUAAAUACAAUUUUUUUUUAAAUUUAAAUCCUAUACAUUAAUAUCUCUACCUAUCUCUCUCUUCCUCUCUCCUGCGGCCACUCCGCUUCGAUGGAGAGACUUUUUCUCCGGCGAAUUCUCUCCGGCAGACUCCCUCCAGCAACCUGAAAAAAUGUACCAGUGCGUUAAAAAGUGUACCAAUCCAUUAGUCUACUGGUAAUUAAUAUACCAGUGUUAGUGGCGUUAAAAAAUAUAUCAGUGCUAGUGGUAUGCUACCAGUGCUAGUGGUACGCUACCAGUACUAGUGGUACGCUACCAUUAGCAGUACCAGUACCACUGGUAGCGGUACCAUUAGAAGUACCAGUACCACUGGUAGCGGCACCAUUGCCACUGGUAGCGGUACCAUAGCCACUAGAGACUAGCACAAAAAAAAUCAGAUAUGAAAUAUGAAAAAUCACAAAUCUGAAAAAAAAUCAGGGAUGACGAAAGGGGGAGGCAGGGGAGGGGCGGUGACCUCGUGGCGACGGUGGUGGUGGGAGACAGAGGGCGGCGAGAGGGUUGCGACGGGGAGGGGUGAUGGCGCUACGGUGGAGGGAGGAGGAGGCCGCGAUGGCUGCGGGGCGAGGGACGUGACAAUGCUGGGAGGCGGAGGGCGCGACAACGGGAGGGCUGCAGCAGUGAUGAGAGGCGAAGGGCGUGGCGGGUCGGCAGGACGACUGCGACGACGGUGUUGGCAGCCGAUAGAGAGAGAGGGAAGAGAUGGGAGGAAGAAGAAGAAGAAUUGGAAGAAGAAAGAUGGUGAGAGAGAGAGAAAAGAGAGAACAUGGGGUUUUAUGUAUUAAUAGGCGUAAUAAUCUAGUGCGGUCAAUUUUUUUUCGUCCAAAAAUACCCUUAAUCCAAUCUGUACCAUUGAUUUGGAAAAAAAAGAGACAAGAGAGAGAAUGGAUUCUAUGGUUAUAAAAUGAGUUGUCAAUCUCACAACCCCUAAUGUGGUUGUCACCGUAUCUCAUCCCACUCCUUUAUGAUGCCAUUUUUCCCGUCAUUCAUCACGUAUCUCUCACUCGUUCCUUACAAACCUCCAACAUUUAUAUUCAGAAAUAUGAGAGCAUUUAAGAACUAAUCUCUCAUUUUAGUAACCAUGAGAAUGAGAUGGUUUAGAUUUUUGAACAUUAAGCACAAUACUAAGACUUGUUCUAUCGAAAAGAAAAUCAAAAGCAUAGU